This is a messenger RNA of Filobasidium floriforme, 4655 nucleotides long. RefSeq lists its product as uncharacterized. Gene Ontology annotation, cellular component: cytoplasm; nucleus; RISC complex. Gene Ontology annotation, molecular function: RNA binding; ATP binding; ribonuclease III activity. The transcript has 8 exons. The coding region runs from base 212 to 4546 and encodes 1444 amino acids. The record is from RefSeq and is a predicted model, not a curated record. Gene Ontology annotation, biological process: siRNA processing. Lineage: Eukaryota; Fungi; Basidiomycota; Tremellomycetes; Filobasidiales; Filobasidiaceae.
GUUGCAUAGCAAGCUUGUCGCUCGAUGACUCAAUUACUCGUCGCUACUAGUUCUCGCUGCGCAGCUGUGUCACGCCCUACGGAGCUAUAAGACCUGCAGAGGUCCUCUCGAAUCGAGAGCACAAUUCGACCAUAUGCCAAUCACCGACAUCGUAGCACCACCUACAUAAACCGCUACAUAGCUGUCUACCGCUCGCAGCAAUACCUCCGAUAUGCCAGACGUCACAGCUAUGGAUAUCGAUAGCGAUUAUGGCUUCCUGGCCUCCGCUAUCGAGGUAGUCGCUAAAGAUCCUUCGCUUAUGGACGUCGAUAGGCAUCACGAAGGUCAGCCAGAUCUUCCCUCUACGGUACCGAGAGCGUAUCAACAAGAGAUUCUCGAGGAGGCAUACAAGAGGAACAUCAUCGCUGUUCUUCCGACUGGAGUAGGAAAGACCUUGAUUGGGGCGCUGCUGAUCAAGAGGACGGUGAAAGAGAUGGCCCGUAUGAACCAGAAGAAGCUCGCGGUGUUCCUGGUGCCAUCCGUCCCGCUCGUGUAUCAGCAAAGUGACUUCAUUAGGACCGAAACCAAGCUAAACGUCAAGAACUUUUGCGGCGAGAUGGGUGUCGACUUCUGGGAUCGCGAGCAAUGGCUGCAAGAACUGGAUAUCGGCAAGACCGACGUGAUUGUCUGUACACCACAGAUCUUUUACAACUGCUUGACCCAUGCCUACAUCUUUAUGGAGCAAUGCAGUCUUUUAAUCAUUGACGAAUGCCACCACGCUCGCAAAAAGCAUCCUCUCAAUACGACGAUGUCGCACUUCUACCAUACCAUCGGUAAAGGUCGCAAUCGCCCAAAGAUCCUUGGACUCACCGCUAGUCCCAUCUGGAACCCCCGUAACCCCUUCGACAGUCUCGCGGAGCUCGAAUCCAACUUGCAAGCUUCCACCAUCGCAGUGAAAUUCAACAUGGAGGAACUAGGUUACUUCUCUUCCAAGCCGGUUGAAAUCGUUGAAUACUACCACGAUAAUCAGCUUUGGGAAGCUGGCGAACUGCACAAAGCUCUAAAGGAAAUGAGCUUCAGGGGGACCGAAGAUACGCCCUGGGAGAGUAUCGAGGUUAAGGCCGAUGUUGCCCGCAGGGUCCUCGGACCCGUCGGAGUCAGCCACUUUUUAAGCCAGCUAUAUGCCAAGCCAGUCCAGACGGAGCUCAGAGCCGCUUCUUACACCUUGCGAAUGCCCGAGGAACAACUACGCAUCUUGAAGAAGGCCGAUCAAGCCAUCAAGGCAGCAGAUGCCUCGCUGCCUGAUUCUCUACCGGCAUCGGUCCUUCCCAACAAGAUUUGCAAGCUCGUUCAGAUCUUGACGCAAUACAGGAAGUCUUCCCUAGAGACGGUCAGCACGGACGUAGGCUUCCAAUGCAUCAUCUUUGUGAUGCAACGUCAUGUCGCGUUUGGUCUCUCGUGGAUGCUCGAACGCGUCGAAGAAUUGAAGAGUUGGCUCAAGAUCAAGACUUUGGUAGGACACGGUAGUCGCAAGUCCUUGGAGGGACAGAGUCAGGACUUCAAGCAGCAACAAGAAACGGUCAAGGAGUUUAAAGAUGGAAAAUACAACGUCCUGAUCAGCACUGCUGUCGGGGAGGAAGGUCUAGAUUUCCCGGCUUGCGACUUGGUCAUCCGCUUCGACCCAUUGCAAACCAUGAUCGGUUACGUUCAGAGUCGAGGCAGGGCUAGACAUCAGAAAUCCAAAUUUAUCCUCAUGUUGAAUCAAGAUCAGCCUGACGAGAUCAAGAAUUACCAGCACUUCAUCAACCAGGAGCCAAUGCUAGACGAGAUGUAUCGAGCCGACCGUAGCGAAGCUCCUGCUUACGACAUGGACAACGCGCGGAUCAGCAGAUAUGACCAAGCGCUCAGAGAGACAUUCACUGUUCCUGAGACUGGAGCAGUUCUCACCUAUGAAGGUGCCGUCCCUUUGGUCGAGCAGACGUGCUCUCUAUUGCCCCACGCCAUGGGCGUCGCACCCCCUCGGCCGGCAUACGAGGAAACCACCACCAUGUCGGACGGGAACCCUUGCUAUUUCAUCUCGAACCUGCGGUUGCCUACGGCGGUACCUCUACCUCGUAACGCGUUGCUUUUCAUGGGCACACCACGUACCAGCAAGUCCGAGGCUAAGCGAGCCGUCGCUUUCGAAGCUGCAAAGACGCUGUAUAGGUACAAGCUGCUCAACGAGUACCUCUUACCGCAUCGGGAGAAGAAGGGCGACCGGGCUGAAGAUGGAGCGGGUCGGCAACUAGGUGAAGAUCUUGACCUGGAACUGGAAGUCCCGGUCCAGUCGACCUGGGGCGAUAUUUGGAAGGACGACGCCGAACUCUUCCUCCAUCGCAUGUCCAUCGGUGGCUGUCUUGUGGUCGGAAUUGUCUCUGGCCGUCAGAUUUCGGUCAACAACUUGCCAUUCCAUCUUUGGCAAGGUCGCGACGAUCAGGAGCAUCAGAUCGAAGUUAGAGUUUUUCCAGGAGAAAGAUUCCACCCUCUUCCGGGCAAAUCGGUAUCUGGCACUCUCGAAGCUCUUGAGCGAUAUUCUCGUACGGUCAUGACCCGUGUGCUUAGACCCAAUUAUCUGAUGGAGGGUAAAUUGGCUUGCCUUUUCGCGCCUUUGACUUCUGAGGGUGGAUUGGACGCCUCGAUGGUCCGGCGUCUAGCCGAAGGAGAAGCUGUCAAGACAUGGUCCUCUCCAGGAGCCUUCGACUAUCUGGCAUUCGAUUGCAUGGGUCGGCAGAUUCAAAUCGAGUGUGCCAGGCCGGACUUGACGCCGAAAUCGCUCCCAGUGUCCGUCAAACAGCCUUCUGGUGAACAAGUCUGUCGAGAGCAAGGCUUCGCGACGUACGAGGAAUACGCCGAAAAGAAGCUUACCUAUAUGCCGGGUUCUUACAAGCUCCUCGAGGGUGGAGAUCAGACGAUGUUGCAAGUGGUCUCAUUGCGGAGGCGACGAAACAAUCUUGUCAGCCAGAAGUAUGCCAUCCUCGCUGACAGCAUCCACGGUCGGACCAAGGGACAUCCUCAAGGCCAGCGCUUCAUCCUGCCACGCAAACUCGUCAGGCUUUCGACUAUACCUUUGGCUGUCAGAGAAUCAUUGAUGUUACUCCCCUCUAUUAUGCGUUACAUGACAGACUAUGACAGGUUGCAACAUCCUCCUUUGGACAUCGGCACACAUCAGAUCCAGCUUCCCAGGUUGCAUGAAGCCUUAUCCCCGCCUGCUGCCGUUUACGGACACGACUAUCAGAGACUAGAGACAUUGGGAGAUCGUGUCUUGCAACUGGCGACCACGGUGUUUCUGUAUCAGGAAUACCCGUUCAAGCACGAAGGAUUGCUCUCUCCCCUACGAGCGCACUCGGUAUGCAACAGGUUCCUCCGCAACAAGGCACACAUUGCUGGCUUGGGAUCCAUGAUGUGCAUGGAGUCGGUAAUGAUCGCAAAGUGGAAACCGCCAUACACGCACGAUCCUGCCACACGUACCGUCAACCGUAAAUGGAUGCAAGAUUGUCUUGAAGCUCUUUUGGGUGCAGCCUAUCUGUCUGGAGGGUUUCCGACGGCACUGAAGAUAGGUCAGGCAGUAGGAUUAUGCUUUGGCUCCACGGAACCUUGGGAAGAGAGACCGGGAGCGAUGCCUGCUCACACCGGACAACGGAUGGGGCGGGAUCUAGCUCGGCUGGAGGAACGUUUGAACUAUACCUUCGAAUAUCCUCAACUACUGCUCUCGUCUGUUACUCAUCCGUCUUACUGCGGCCUGGAAACUUCGCCCUAUCAGAGGCUAGAGUUCCUCGGUGAUGCUGUCCUCGACUUCGUGGUCAUGAGGCAGCUCUUCCUGGCCUUUCCCAAAGCAGACAGCGGCACUCUCAGUUGGAUGAAGAUGCUCUUUGUUUGCAAUGCAAGUCUGGCAUAUCUUUCGGUUCGGAUACUCAAGCUGCAUCAUUAUCUUUUGCACGAUUCGGCCGCGCUAUUGCGGACUAUCCAUCUGCACGUAGAAGAGAUCGAACAGAUCGACCUGAACAAAAUGAUCGAGGAGAUUUGGGAUUAUCAUCCCCCAAAAUUGUUCGCCGACAUAUUCGAAGCCGUUUGCGGUGCAAUCUUCAUCGACUGCGGUUACGAUGUCGACAAGGUGUCCGCGAUAUUGGGCCCGAUCCUCUCGCCGUUCUUUGCGAGUCUCAAGCACGCCGAGCGUAUUGAUCCUAUCUCGACGUUAAUUCGCUGGGCAGUCCGGGUCUAUAAAUGUCAGAAGGUUCGAUUCGCUAGAAUCGAAGUGGCCCAAGGCCAGCCUGAGGCUCGACAUACAUACAACGUACUGGUCCAUGACGAGGUCAUCGCGACGGCCGGCGCAGAUCACGCUUACACCGCAAAAUGCAAAGGUUCACAGAUCGCCUUUGAGAUCCUUCGGCGGGACGGCCGCAUGAGCGAGAUUUGCGACUGCCGACCUAUCGGCACCGACAUAGAAGAUACAGACGUUCGCGUCGACGAUGUCGAAGAUGGGAAUCUGAUGCAAGAAGAAUUGCAGAGGGUCUUCGAUCUUGGCAGCUGAAUGAGACAACGAUCUCUAUACCACGAUACAGGAAGCGGAAGUGACCGCGAUAACGAUUUAACGACAAGACGACUGGGUUACUCCCGCAGGCAGCGAACGAUCUAUUGAC